This is a messenger RNA of Zophobas morio, 1703 nucleotides long. RefSeq names its product zinc finger Y-chromosomal protein-like. The record is from RefSeq and is a predicted model, not a curated record. The coding region runs from base 170 to 1600 and encodes 476 amino acids. Gene Ontology annotation, molecular function: RNA polymerase II transcription regulatory region sequence-specific DNA binding; DNA-binding transcription factor activity, RNA polymerase II-specific. Gene Ontology annotation, biological process: regulation of transcription by RNA polymerase II. NCBI's taxonomy places the organism in Eukaryota, Metazoa, Arthropoda, Insecta, Coleoptera, Tenebrionidae. The transcript has 2 exons.
GUCAGAUCAAUUUUUAAUUAAACAUUUAUAAUAAAUUUGGUAUACAAUCGUAAAGAGAAACACUAAUUCGGCUUCAGUGGUGCACCAAAGUGUUAUUUGCAACGCUCUGAAGUAAUCCAUCGAUUGACAACAUUGAGGUUAUGUCGCCCAAUCAAUUUUCAGGUUGACAAUGUGCCCAUAUUUUACCACAUCAACGUCCCCCAUGAUAAACCACCAACAACCCCCUUCAUCAUUACGUUUCAACUGCGAAACUGCUUCUAUUGAAACGUACCAUUGCAAAGACUGCAAUUUCCAAACCCAGCUAACCCUUCUUUUGAAACAACACAUCGCAAACCAUGAGAAAUUCACCAUCCGCAACUACGUUUGUGACAAGUGUGCUUUCGAGACGCAUUUUUCCGUCAAGUGGCUCCAACACAGCAUAGCGUGUUUUAAAAGCCACAACAGCGUUAAGUGGCACCAGUGUAAAGCUUGUCCGUAUAAAGCUAAAGCCAAAGCAAACUUAAAAGAACACGUCAUUUCAAAACACCUGCGUGAUCAAGAUAUAAAUUGGCAUCACUGUGGAGAGUGUCCAUACAAAGCUAAGUUAAAGCGAAACUUGCUAAGCCACAUAAAGGGGCGCCAUAUGGAUGAUAAUCGCAUCGCGUGGCAUCACUGCACUCGCUGUCCAUACAAAGCUAAACACGGUUCAACUCUACGUUGGCACGUAGCUUCACACCAUGUGGAUGCGCCUGAUAUUAAAUGGUUUCAGUGCCGGGAGUGUCCGUACAAAACUAGACACAGUUUUCUCUUGACGAGUCACACGAACGCGCGCCAUUUGGAUGCCAAAGACGUUAAAUGGCACCACUGCGACCAGUGUGCUUUCAAGAGCAAGGACGGUUCGGGUUUGAGGAGACACACGACGGCGUACCAUGUGGACGCGCAGCGCAUUAAAUGGUUCGAGUGUGAAAUGUGUCCAUACAAAGCUAAACAAAAUUCGCACUUGAAAACGCACGUAGCGGGACACCAUUUAGACGAUUAUGAUAUUAAAUGGUACGAAUGCGAGAAGUGUCCCUAUAAAGCUAAAUUAAAAACGAAUUUAAAGCAUCACGUGAUUACGCGACACUUGGAUGAGGAGAGUAUUAAAUGGUAUGAGUGCAAAAAGUGUCCAUAUAGGGCUAAAUUGAAGCGAAAUUUACACAAUCAUGUGAAUUCGCGACAUACGGACCACAGACAUGUGAAGUGGUAUAAGUGCAAAAAGUGUAAUUAUAAAACUAAGUUUAAACAAAGUUUGGGGAAUCAUAUAAAUGCUCAGCAUUUGGAUGAAGGGGAUGUUAAAUGGUACCAGUGUAAAGAAUGUACACAUAAAACCAAAGAUAGUUCGAAUUUGAGGAAGCAUAUAAUUGCGCGGCACUCCGACGAGGGGAAGAUUAAAUGGUACGCGUGCCAGAUUUGUUCGCAUAGAAGUAAGCAAAGCACCGACUUGAAGAAACACAUGGUUGCGUGCCAUUUGGACGAGAAGGAUAUUGAAUGGUUUAAGUGCAAGAAGUGCCAGUAUAAGGCGAAGCGCAAAUUUCAUUUAAAAAAACACGUGGAGACGUGGCACUCGAGUGGUCGGGAUUAAUACCAAGACAAAUUUGUUUGUUUUUCCACAGUACGUCAGAAUUAAUUGUUCAUAACCUCACUAAUUUUGACACUAGUGGAGAAAAAUAAACCAUCUUUUCGUC